Molecule: messenger RNA, 1413 nt
Organism: Gadus macrocephalus (Pacific cod)
Lineage: Eukaryota; Metazoa; Chordata; Actinopteri; Gadiformes; Gadidae
Product: interleukin-17 receptor B
Exons: 3
Coding region: 210-1088 (292 amino acids)
Molecular function (GO): interleukin-17 receptor activity
Source: RefSeq, a predicted model, not a curated record
UAUGUAUGAUCAUCGGUUCUGCAGAAUGACUCGGCAACAUUUUGUUUCCUUUGUUUCCAUUCUAGGUGAAACUAAGCCUACAGGUGAGUAAAUAACAGUGGCUGCACCUGAGCUUGCCACUUGGUGGUGCAAGUGAGGCUUUGGGCCUUUUGGGGGCAUUAUAGCGAAUGAAGUGAUGGAGAUCUCGCUGUUUGGCGUGUUUUAUAUAUAUGCAUAUAUUUUUAUUUUUGGGGGAGCCGAUCAGAGCCAUAAUAAAUAUAUAUAUAUAUUCAAUAAAUGUACAUUUAUUGAAAGAACCAAGUUGGAGCGGACAUGAAGAUGGGUACGAGUACACAACCAUUCUGGUGGCUCUCUUUGGAGUGGUGCUGGCUGGCUCUGUCGUCCUUGGUUCAUGUCUGAUCCUUUAUAAAGCCUACAAAGCGCACAUCGUGGUGUCCGGGGACUUCUGCCUACUCCCUGCGUCCGGUGAGCCGCCCGUCUGUGUGCUGCUGGUGUACCCUGCUGAGUGUCCGGCCUUCCAGGGGGCGGUGGUGGCUCUGGCCGAGUUCCUCCAGGAGCACGGAGGCUUCAGUGUGGCCGUGGACCUCUGGCAGCAGGGACAGAUAGCCGAGCUGGGCCCCAUGCGCUGGGUGGCCGGUCAGGCCAAGGCUGCAGACAGAGUCCUGGUCGUCUGCCCCCAGACCAUUAGCUGCCAUUCCCACCAUGGCUUUCUUGGACCCUCAGUACCGGCCUCUGCCAGUGACCUUUACCCACUGGUUCUCAACAUGGUGGCCAGCCAUGCCAAGAACCCCAGUGAGUUGGCUCUGUUCUGGGCCGUGCAGCUAGGCAAGAGUCAGGAUGACAGCCCUAGAAGACUCCCAGGGGAACUCACAGCCUGCAAGAUGUUUUCUCUAACAAAGGACCUCCACAAGCUGUGUAGAAGCCUCCAUAACAGGAAACAGGACUCUUUGAUUCAAAGAAGGCCACAUAUAUUCUACAACGAAAAGAGCAUGAUGAAGCUGCAUGAGGCAAUAGGGCAGCUCACCGAGCACCAGUCUAGCAUAACUGCAGAGCAAGAGCACUUUAAUUCUGUAGUCGUCACUGUAUAAUAAUGUAUAUAUAAUUGUUACUGUACUAUUACAUUUUAUUUUGUACCUCGUAGCUUUUUGUAAGUAUAAAACCAAAAAAAUAAGUGAUACGUAUCCAUAGAUGGAUAUUAACUAUUGUUAGAAGUUAUAUAAUUGCUAACUAUUCAAGGUUCUGCUGUUACUAUGCUGUUAUACUGUUUUUAUAUAAAUGAUAAUCCACUAAAUCUGUGUUGAAAACAUUUAGAAAUAUAUUUUACAUUUCAAAUAUACAUCAACAUCAACAACAAAAACAACAACUGUACAUUUGUAUGUAUUUGAACUAAAUAAAUUACGCUUGAUAAUUGGA